AUGCGCCUGCGCCCUGGGGCCGCCUGCACCCUGGGGCCGCCCGUGCCUCCCCCGUGCGCCUGCGCCCUGGGGCCGACCGCGCCUCCUCCGUCCGCCUGUGCCCUGGAGCCGCCCGCGCCUCCUCCGUGUACCUGCACCCUGGGACCACCCGGAAGAGUAGGCAUCGGCGGCGUCCGUGGCGGCCUUGGCGGUGCUGCAGAGACGAAGAUGGCAGGCGCAGAGAUGAGCGCGUCGUGGCGGCCCCUCGGGCGGCUGAGGCGGCAGCGCUCGGAGGGGAGCACACGGCGGCGCUGCGGCAGCGGGCGGACACCCUGGACGCUCCCCUGCGCGGACCCCGCGGCGUUCGGGCACCGGGAGGAGGCGGCGCACCGUGAGAUGGUCCCUGGCCAGGUGAAAACUUCCUCAGAACUUUUUAGUAAGUCUGAGAAAGAAGACACUGAGAUUCCUAAUAGCCAUGGAAGAGAGACAGAGCCGCUAGAAGAAUCUACUGACCUGGAGGAGAUCAUGAGUGCAGGAGAUGACUGUUGCCUGAUAACUCUCCCCUUGAAUGACCAGUCUGCACCGCCUCAAAGAAAUACAGCUGAGAGUCCAUCUGAAAAACUGAAACUGGAUGAUACACAACAAGAAAUUACUUCAAAACAUGAGCAUUCUUCCGAUUUACAAGAACCAUCAGUUAAAAUUCAGUCUCCUAAAUUAAGUGGCAAAUCUAGGGCAGAUUCUGCUUCCAGGGAUGACAGAAAGCAAGAAACAAGUGUGUCGUUUAAUUACAGGAAACAUCUCUUCUCUGAGAGUAGUCAAGAUUCAAGUACCAGUACCAGUGAACUAUCUUGGACCAGUAACCAAAAGAAGAAAUCCCUAAAAUCAUACUCUAGUAGAAAAAAGAUAAGAACCAGGAGUAGUAUAAGAAUCUUGCCACUUUUCCCUCUCAGUAGUGGCAGUGACCAUGACCACAAGAAAGACCAAGCUAAACUUCUAAGACCAUUACGGAAAGACGUGUCCAGGCAAAAUGACACCAUGCCUCCGCAAAUUUCUGAAACAAAAUUCCCAAGUAGUUCUACCUUUUUAACUCUUGAAGAUUCUGCGAAAAAAACAGUAUCUAUUGAAGAAAGUGUGAAGAAGCAAGACGACUCAAAUGAUGACCUGUAGCAGGGGUUGGUAAACUUUUGUCUGUGAAGGACCGGAUG
Messenger RNA from Lemur catta (Ring-tailed lemur), 1184 nucleotides. RefSeq names its product synaptonemal complex protein 2-like. NCBI's taxonomy places the organism in Eukaryota, Metazoa, Chordata, Mammalia, Primates, Lemuridae. The transcript is spliced from 12 exons. The coding region runs from base 1 to 1146 and encodes 381 amino acids. The record is from RefSeq and is a predicted model, not a curated record.